AUGCGCACGUGUCCCCUGAGGCUGAAGCUGAUCGAUCUGUUGCGGUCGGCCCCGUUCUUGUCCGUCGUCAACUGCAUUUCAGUCACCGAUCCCCCAAUCCCCCAAGCUAUCGAGAUGAACGUCUUCAAGGAACAGCGAGGGCGCAUCGCGCUCUACACCGCUCCACGGACCAAGGACGGUGCCACCAUCGCCAUGCUGAUCGAGCUCGUCGGGUAUGCUCUCCAGCGCUUCCUGCAGCGACAACUCCAUUGCGUGCACCUCGUCCACAGCAUCAACGAGAUCAAACACGACGAUGCAAGCGCACACACCAGCCUCCCGGUCCUCUUCGAUGUAACCAGCGAAGGGAAAAAGACCAGUGCAUCCGGCUUGUCGGACAUCACCCGCUACCUUCUCACCACAUAUGACGCCGAGCACCACUUUUCGUACAAGGACGGGUCCAAGGAAGCCGAGGAGGUGACUAACUGGAUUGCGUUUCUGGACAAGACCAUCCACGGCGAUAAUCCGGGGGAAACCUUUACGCGGAAGGCCCUGCGGCUGUAUCUGCAUCUUGAGGAGCAUCUGCAGAAGGCGCAGAGUCCGUAUCUGGUUGGCAAGAAGUGGUAUGUCUGCGGCCGGCCGGCAACUGGGAGGCGUGCUAACACAUGCAGUACACUGGCGGAUUUGGUUGUUUUCCCAUAUGUAGCCAGUGCGAGCCAGGCCAACUUGGAUCUCGAGCGCUUCCCCGAGUUGACGACCUGGCAUGAUCGACUGGUCCGCAAUCCUCAUGUGGCCAAGGGCAUGAAGGAUGUAUAUUUGGAGGCGUAG
This is a messenger RNA of Aspergillus fumigatus Af293, 804 nucleotides long. The record is from RefSeq and is a predicted model, not a curated record. Lineage: Eukaryota; Fungi; Ascomycota; Eurotiomycetes; Eurotiales; Aspergillaceae.